Nycticebus coucang (slow loris) is the source of this 5630-nucleotide messenger RNA. It is a transcript of the gene PGPEP1, whose product is annotated as pyroglutamyl-peptidase I. The coding region runs from base 112 to 738 and encodes 208 amino acids. Lineage: Eukaryota; Metazoa; Chordata; Mammalia; Primates; Lorisidae. Gene Ontology annotation, biological process: proteolysis. The transcript is spliced from 5 exons. Gene Ontology annotation, molecular function: pyroglutamyl-peptidase activity. Gene Ontology annotation, cellular component: cytosol. The record is from RefSeq and is a predicted model, not a curated record.
CAGAGUAGGGGGUCAUUUUGACCUGCUAUCUGGAGUAGGAAAUCCAGCCAAGGUUCAAACAGGUGUUUGGUGCUGUGGAAGGGAAGUAAGAGCUGGAAUUCCUGGGAAGAGAUGGAAGAAGCCAGUCUCACCUGCCUAGCAGGGUUUGGUCCUUUUGGGGAACACACUGUGAAUGCCAGUUGGAUUGCAGUUCAGGAGCUGGAAAAACUGGGCCUUGGUGAUAGUGUGGACCUACAUGUGUAUGAGAUUCCGGUUGAAUACAAGACAGUCCAGAGGCUCAUCCCUGCCCUGUGGGAGAAGCACAGUCCACAGCUGGUGGUGCACGUGGGGGUGUCGGGCAUGGCAACCACAGUCACACUGGAGAAAUGUGGGCACAACAAGGGCUACAAGGGCCUGGACAACUGCCGCUUCUGCCCUGGCUCCCAGUGCUGCGUGGAGGAUGGCCCUGAAAGCAUUGACUCCAUUAUCGACAUGGACGCUGUGUGCCAGAGAGUCACCACGCUGGGCCUGGAUGUAUCAGUGACGAUCUCCCAGGAUGCCGGCAGGUAUCUUUGUGACUUCACCUACUAUACCUCUCUGUACCAGAGCCAUGGCCGAUCAGCCUUUGUCCACGUGCCCCCACUGGGCAAACCAUACAAUGCAGACCAGCUGGGCAGGGCACUGAGGGCCAUCAUUGAGGAGAUGCUGGAUGUCCUGGAGCAGUCAGAAAGUAAAAUCAACUAUUGCCACAAACACUGAGGGCCUUCUGGUCUCCCAAGACCUCAUUCUGCUGGCAAUCCCAAAAGGGACGUCCACCCUCCAGGGCCUGGCCAGGAAAAACAAGCUUGUCAGCUGGGGAUCCGAUUUGGAUGAAAUAUUCUGAUGUAUACACCUCCUCUUUCUUCUCUGCAAAAGCCCUGGUUGACUUGAAGGAAGCGGCUGAAGAUUUUUUUCUCCAUUUCCCCUUGCAUUUGGGAACACAGCUGCUAUGGCCGGGGAGGCCAGCCACCGAGUCCAGAUUUCCAUGGAGAAUCUUGAUCUUUGCUCUGCAGUGCCAUGGCCAAGGCCACCUGUUCAUCUGGUUUUCUGAAUUUGUUGAUGAAGGCAUUUCAGAGUUCACUUUAUAUCCAUGACUGGGUUUUCCCACAUUUAAAAACCUCAUGAAGAGUCUUUGCCUUUGAACUGAGCUAUGCUCCAACAGUCUGGCAGCCCCAGAAAAGGCCACCUUGGGAUAUGGCUUGACUUUUUUCUUUCUCUCAUAUUCUCUUUUUAAAACCAAUAGUGCUAGUUUGGGUAAGGAGUAAUUUAUACUCUCUUUGGUUAACUGUAGGCUUUAGCCAACAACAAAAGUGUCUUUUACUUUUCUUGGGGUGUGGUUCCUUCUGCCUCCUGCCCUGAAAAUUGGACUUAACGAUGCCACACCUUUAUUUCAGGGUCUCCUUUACUCAGGAUAUGGGGCUCAUGGCCAGGCCACUGGGUGGGACUGUCCCCCAUUGGGUGUGGCCAGAAAGUGCUCAGCCCUUUCAACUCUGAAGUUAUGAGCUGUCCCCACAGAGACAGGGCCACCAGUGGGAAAGCAGAUUUUGUCUGCAUUUGACUUUUUGUUUUAAAUAUGUAAAACUUCAGAGCAACUGAAAACCCACCCAACAUCUGGCCUGGAUUUGUAAGGUCUUGCUGAGGUGGGUGAGCUUCUUGUUCUCCUUAAAGGGGGCUCCAUAAAAUGUGGGCCUGGGGCCCGGGGUUUGCAGAGCUCAACAUGUCUGGGCAUGUUCAAGCAGGAGGGAGACGCGGAAGAUGACAGGUUUUUCUGUAGUGGUUUUUGGACACUCGCCCAGGAAUCAGGAGUAUAUUUUUGUUCUCUCUCUGCCAACUUUGAAGUUACCAGGCAGGGACAAGGGUGACGUCCCUCAGGAGAUAGCCAAAUUUAGCAAGAUAGCAACACCUAUUAGUGAGGACGGCCACUGACAACAGUGAAGCCAACUAAGCAAAAUGCACAUUUGAGAAACCAUUUUCUAUUUUUUGGAGGAAACAUGGUUUCGCCACUUCCUCCAAGUGUGACAGGGGCUGGAAUCUGAUUCCAUGUUGGAUCCAACUGGUGUUUCCCUGACAUUCAUUCUUUUUAAAAUAGUUGAGAUUUUUUUUGCUUUGUUUCAUUUUCUUCAACAUUCACCUUCCUUUUUUCCUGUUCCAACGCCAGGGUGGUUCCUGACUUUGCUAAGCUGCUGUACCAUUUGGGAACUAGGUUGAUGAGUUUCUAUGAAAUGCAUUUUCUGAGUCCUGGGCUUUCUCUGGAGGGGAAGGUGGGUGCCGGAGGGCGACUUGGUGUGUGUGCCUGGCAAUGCAUGAGGACUGCCAGGAAAUUAUCAGGACUCUGCUGUUCCCUCCAAGGCAGACCAUCCUUUGCUGACAACAUCCUCUCCAUGUCCCCAGUUUGAGCUCUGGGUCUCCUGAGAAAUCUGGAGUGUGGGAUGUUACCACAUCUGCUGGGCCAGCUUCUGUGAAUUGGAUUUGUGGCACUUUUAAAUGUAGAGAACAAUUCAAGAUUCAAGGAUUCCCCAGAGAGCUUGUUCAAACACCCUUAGGCUUCAUCUAGCUCUUUUCCUCAAAUGUCUGAUCUGUGGGACUCGAAGGAGAAAAUGGGUCUAGGCAAGAUAGGGAAAGAAGAGGGGCUGGGAGUUAGCCAGGUCUGGUCAGGCUCAGCUGAGGCUGAGCACCUGCCCCAGACUCCAUAUUUUCAUCUUUCUUGGGUUCUCAUUUCACCUCUGUAUUUAAAGCAUUGUGUGACUUAGCUUUGUAGAGACAGAACUUGUCCAAUCAUUGUCACAUGUAUGUAUGUCAUCUUCAUUUUUCUGUGAUCGUUUAGCAUUUCCUCACAAAGCUGAACUAAAAUCUUGUCCUCCUUCAUAAUGCAAAACGUUGGGCUCAUUUUUAUUUUCUUUGUUAAUUUUUUUUUUUUUGAGACAGAGUCUCACUCUGGGUAGAGUGCCAUGUGGCGUCACAGCUCACAGCAACCUCAAACUCUUGGGCUUAAGCAAUUCUCUUGCCCCAGCCUCCCAAGUAGCUGGGACUAUAGGCGCCCGCCACAAUGCCGACUAUUUUGUUGUUCUUGUUGUUGUUGCAGUUGUCAUUGUUGUUUAUCUGGCCCGGGCUGGGCUCGAACCCACCAGCCUAGGUGUAUGUGGCCGGCGUCCUACCCAUUGAGCUACAGGCGCCAUCCUCUCUGUUAAUUUUUUAAAAAUUCGUUUUUUUUUGGUGCAACUCACUUGUGCACUCCAUGGCAUUUCUGUCUGUCUUUGGUGAGUCUGGACUUAAAAUGUCCUCAUUUAAGGGAGCAGGGGAGACCAAGUCCCAUUCCUUCUCUCUCUAAUUUUCGGAGGCAGGAGAGGGGCGGGCAGCAGAGGACAGUCCGUGAAGUGGGCAGCACUUGGCAGGUGUCAGGGAGACAGGUGGAGUGAUGGAAGGAUGGGCUGAGGGAUGUAGUGAGAGGCUUGGUGGGAAAGGUAAGAAUUAAUGAGAGGGUGGGAUGCUUUUCCUGAUGAGCCCCUGGAAGGUGCUGAAUGGGGUGCAGGGACGGUGAUUGGGGCAUCUGGUGUCCUGACCAGCCUGGUGAUGGCAUUGUGUUUAAGAUGCCAGAGUUUGUGCACCUUUAUUCCUUUAUACCAACGGUUCUCAACCUGUGGGUCAUGACCCCUUCACAGGGGUGGCCUAAGACCAUCCUGCAUAUCAGAUAUUUACAUUACGAUUCAUAACAGUAGCAAAGUUACAGUUAUGAAGUAGCGAUGAAAAUAAUUUUAUGGUUGGGGGUCACCACAACAUGAAGAACUGUAUUAAAGGGUUGUGGCAUUAGGAAGGUUGAGAACCACUGCUUUAUACCUUCCCCUCUGCCCCUCAGUGUCCCCACCAAAAAGAAGGUCAGUGGCAGGGCAGCAUCUGUGGCUCAAGAAGUGAGGCGCCAGCCCCAUAUACCGGGGAUGGCGGGUUCAAGCCCCGGCCCUGGCCAAAACUGCCAAGAAAAAAAAAAAGAGAAGGUCAGUGGCAUGUGCAUGAGAAUGGAGCUUGAAAAAGAAAGAAGACAGAGGGGAAAGGAAAGGCAGAGAUUGGAGGUUGGUAGGCUGAGUUAAGUGGCACAGAGGGCAUCUGCUCCAUCAGGGGGCAGAACAGCCAAGAUCCCCAAGGCCCUGCUUGGAGGGGCAGGUCUGGGCUGGAAUGGGGCAGAGGACAUAGGGGCUGAUGUUGAGGUUUUCCCAUCAGAACCAGAUCUUUGAAGGAAAAUAUCCCAGAUAGCAGAAGUUUCAGUAAGGAACAUAAUCCCCUACUCUGCUCUUUGCUGGCGUGGAAACAUCUAGAACAGAAAGGAUCCACUAUGGGGCUGGGGGCAGAGAAGUCUGGAAAAGGAGAUUCAAGAUGCCUUUUUUCUUAAGGUUUCUGCCGGGGAGCAAGAGCAGCUGGUGCGCACCCCCCCACACACAUGCUGUGCUCCCAGGGGUGACCAGGCGUGGAGGGGGAUAAAGGCAACAGCUUGUGUAAAUCUGCCCCUCUUUCCGGCCCCUUGUUGGCUGCCACUGUCUAGACUGUUGACCUCCCUGCCCCUUUGAGUGUCUGAAUUAGAAGUCCCUUUCCAGGAUGGCAGGACAGAGCCCCAUUCUUCCCCAGGGCCCCGGCCUCUACCUUCUGGAAGCUCUUGUGAUCCUGCAGCCAGUGGCCACAGAGGCAGAAACAGGGUAACUCUUUGCCAUGUUACCCUGUGUGACCACAAAUCCUGGGGCAGAGAAGAGCUUUGUUUUUAUAUCCCAGAUAUACUUUCUCUUCCCCAGGCACAAGUGCCUUUUAAGGGCCUGGGACUGCUGGCUGCAAGCAUUAUUGCAGCGAGGAGGCAGGUUGAGGCCACAGUUCCACUUAGGCUCUUAGCAGAAUGGCUGUUGGAGCAGGCAGGUGUGUCCCCGUUUUCAGGGACAGUUGUCACAAGCUGAGCCUCGGGGCCUCUGAGCCCCAAACUGCUCCUCCUCCCCCAAAUCCUUUUCCCCAUUCUCUCCCUGGAGACCCACAGAAGUGCCUGCCUCUUUAAUACUCAUGACGCACAAAGAAUGGGACAGGAAUCAGCCACCAGGAGGAGGUCAUGGCUCCUGACUACCCAGGCCCAGGUUGACCCAGCUACUUGCAGGGGUGAGGUCUGGGGCCCAGGGCUUUUGUGUCCUGACAUUUUGUCUUAAGGAAAUCCCCCAGGGAGCCAGUUUUGAAUCCGGCUCUCUGCUGGCCAAGGGCUGCUGUGUCCCAGCUCCGGCUGGAGGCCAAGAAGGCCUCAUCCGGGCCUUCAGAAGUGGGGUUCACUUUCUGCUUGCCCUCAGAGUACCUGGCUUCUUGUGGGGACUCCCCCUUAUAACUCAGGAUUUUAUCUUGUCCUAAAUUUUGCUGUAGGAGAAAAUCUCUUCCUGCUUAAGGUGACUGUGUUUUCUGUCCCCAAAGGAGGGCUCAGCCCUUCCAGCCUCAGUGUGGCUUUUCCCUGACCCUCAGAACUCUGGCCAGUGCCUUGUCUGAAACCCCUGUGUCUGGGAUCCCCAGGCAGAGAAGGGUCUGCCGGACUCUGCUUAGGUCUGGGUCCCGGAGACCCCAAACUUGACACUCCAGAAAGCAAAUAAAACAGUUGAAAUAUG